GUGACGUCGAUUGAGUCGGGGAUCUUUAAUCCUCUGCCGCAGCAGCACAGCCGGUAACCAGAGGAGGGGGCAGAACGGUCGGACAGGAAUGGACCGUACAGGCUAGGCUAGUGUACAAGGCCUAAAAAGCUCGGUCUUUAGUCAGAUGAUAAUAUCACCGAGUGAAACGGAGAUUAGACAUCGAGCGAGCCGACUAUUUGCACAGGCCAGACCCCCUCCUCUCAGCGCUGUAGUCUGCAGCCUUCUCACACACACUCUUUGAAUAGACCUCAUUUAGGAACGCUGGUUAAAUAUAUUCUCGUCGUCAUUUCUUGCCUUAUUUAAACGUCGAAUUUAGUAUUUUACAUCGGCGGACGGAUACUACGCCUCGUCCUACCGGUUUUCCUCCCUCUUUUCGCCUUUCAGCAGCGUCGCCUUGUCCCUGCUGUUUCUGUCAGCUGCUGCGCAUCAGUAAAACAUGCAGGAUGAGCCUGUGGGGGUGACAACCACACAGUUACCCCCGUCAACCACGGAAACGGACCGCAGCAGCAGCCCGGUCAGCAAACCCGGAAAGCAGCCGAACCAAACCGACAGGCACAACGACGGCCAGCUGAGCUCGUUCACGCCGGAUUAUAACCACGUAGAGCAGAAGAUAGCUUUCCCUGAUCAUUUCUGCCCGACGCAGUCUAUCUGUGACCUUCAGCACAGCAGAAAAAUACAUCAGCAGUUAGGUCAGCACACUGAGUUCAGCCCCACAGAGCCGACCCCACCCCAGGGACGUUUCAGUCACCUGCCGCAGAGGCAGCCCUUCUCCAAGACCAAACUCAGCGCCGCUGACCCCCGCGGCUCUCCAGUGGAAGAGGCUGAAGCUGAUGCCGCGUCGCCAUUGCCCACUUCCGUAAACCUAAACAAGAUCCAAAUGGACUCCCCUAUCGCCCACCAUAUAAAUAACGGCAAUGGCAGCAGCAGCAGCACCGGCAACAUGUUGUCCGGAGGUCUCGGCGCCGCGUUCCCGAACCUCCCCACCCAGGAGUUGCAGAGCGCCAGUGCGGGUUCGUCUUCACCUUCCCUCCCUGGGUUCGGCACCCCUUGGUCCGUUCAGACCAGCUCCUCUCCCCCGCCCGCACCCAACUCCAUCAACCCCAUCCACGCGAACGCCAUUAACCAUAUGCCCAACGCGGACUCUGACAACAGCUUCUACCCAGGUAUCCCCUCCUCCAUCAACCCGGCCUUCUUCCAGAGUUUUUCUCCGGUGUCAGCUAAUCCGUGCGCCGGGAUUAACGUGCAGGGCUUCAGCGGUCCUUUCUCACCCCAGAUAAACGUCCCUCAGCAGCCGCAAAGUCGCAGAUCCCCCGUUAGUCCCCAGAUGCAUCCCCAGCAGGGCGCCUUCCUGCAGCAGAGGAACAACUACAACCAACAUCAGCCCAUGGUGAAACCGUCUCCCUGGGGUAGUCACCAAGGCAAUGGCUGGGGCUCCGGGGGGAUGUCCUGGGGCCGGGACCACCGCAGAGGGAGCGGCAUGGGUGUACCUGGCUCAGUCAGUCACGUCUCACCCCUGAAGAAGCCCUUCUCAAGCAAUGUCAUCGCUCCUCCCAAGUUCCCACGCUCUGGCGGAUCACUGGGGCCUAAGUCCUGGAUAGAGGAGAACAUGUUUCGCACAGACAGCAACAGCAACACCUUGUUGCCCCUGCAGGAUCGCACCAGGAUGUACGACAGUCUGAACAUGCACUCCCUGGAGAGCUCUCUGAUUGACAUCAUGCGAGCUGAGCAGGAUCCGAUGAAAGGCCGUGUGGGAUGCCCUAACCCCGGGGCUGACGGCCUACUCAUGCUCAAUGCCAGGAGCUAUGGGAGGCGUCGAGGCCGCUCCUCUCUCUUCCCUAUUGAUGACAAUCUCCUUGAUGAUGGCCAUGGCAACCAGGGUGUCCCAGGAGUCCUUGGCUCUCCCAACUGUUACCCUCACCAAAACGGGGAACGCAUCGAGCGCUUCUCUCGUAAGGUGUUUGUGGGAGGUUUGCCUCCUGACAUAGACGAAGAUGAAAUAACCUCAAGCUUCCGCCGCUUUGGUCACCUUGUGGUGGACUGGCCACACAAAGCAGAGAGUAAAUCCUACUUUCCGCCUAAAGGCUAUGCAUUCCUGCUUUUCCAGGAAGAGAGCUCGGUGCAGGCUCUGAUUGAAGCCUGUAUGGAAGAGGAUGGGAAGCUUUACCUGUGUGUCUCCAGCCCCACCAUCAAGGACAAACCUGUGCAAAUUCGUCCUUGGAACCUGAGCGACAGCGAUUUUGUGAUGGAUGGAUCUCAGCCUCUUGAUCCCCGCAAGACCAUCUUUGUGGGCGGCGUCCCUCGUCCUCUGAGAGCAAUCGAGUUGGCCAUGAUUAUGGAUCGCCUCUAUGGUGGAGUGUGCUACGCAGGAAUUGAUACAGAUCCAGAGCUCAAGUACCCAAAGGGGGCAGGACGAGUGGCUUUCUCAAACCAACAGAGUUACAUCGCUGCCAUCAGCGCGAGAUUCGUCCAGCUGCAGCAUGCUGACAUUGAUAAGAGGGUGGAGGUGAAGCCCUACGUCCUGGAUGAUCAGCUCUGUGAUGAGUGCCAGGGUGCUCGUUGUGGAGGGAAAUUUGCUCCUUUUUUCUGUGCUAACGUCACCUGUCUUCAAUACUACUGCGAGUUCUGCUGGGCUAACAUCCACUCCCGUGCCGGACGGGAGUUUCACAAGCCUCUGGUUAAAGAAGGCGCCGACCGCCCUCGCCAGAUUCACUUCCGCUGGAAUUAGAGAUUGCGACCCCCAAUUUCAUGGUAACACAGUUAGGGGAAAGGGAAAUUAAACACUGGCUAACAGGAAAAAGAGCAUCGCUCAGCCUCUCCUGCUUCCUAAGCUAUCAGUAUAAUCAAGUACAUAACACUAUACAGUAUAUACUAUAUAUCUAUAUAUCUUUUGUAGCAGCCAAACACCACAAGCCUCAGUUUUUCACCAAAACCCCCCGCACAUCUCAGGCUCUGACAACUCUACAACUCUUUUGUGGUACUUUCAUCUUUUCUAAGAGGAGAUUUAAAAAACAAAAAAAGAGAUUGAUUUUUGUAGCUUUUUUUAUUAUCAUUAUUUUUGUAUGUGAGAUUUAACGUAGAUACGGGAAUGUUUUUGCAUGGGGGCAGCUUGUCUGUCUGUCUGCUGCUAGCCACCCCACGGUGCGUUCAGUGCACACUUGUUUCUGGGAAAACCUCGAUUCUAUAAUGUUGACGCCUGCCCCGGGUCAUUAACCAAAGGUAGAAAAAAUAUAGGAAGCUUAAAAUUGACACAUUUUCUGCCACAAAGCAAACCGUUGUUUUUUUUUUUUACUUUGCCAUGGGCUCUUUCUUCUUGUUAGAGAGUUUAUUGAAAUGUAAAAAAAAAAAAAAA
This is a messenger RNA of Neolamprologus brichardi, 3370 nucleotides long. It is a transcript of the gene cpeb2, whose product is annotated as cytoplasmic polyadenylation element binding protein 2. Gene Ontology annotation, cellular component: synapse; neuron projection; nucleus. Gene Ontology annotation, biological process: negative regulation of cytoplasmic translation. Gene Ontology annotation, molecular function: mRNA 3'-UTR binding; ribosome binding; translation factor activity, RNA binding. NCBI's taxonomy places the organism in Eukaryota, Metazoa, Chordata, Actinopteri, Cichliformes, Cichlidae. The record is from RefSeq and is a predicted model, not a curated record.